This is a messenger RNA of Kwoniella botswanensis, 507 nucleotides long. RefSeq lists its product as uncharacterized. The transcript has a single exon. The record is from RefSeq and is a predicted model, not a curated record. Lineage: Eukaryota; Fungi; Basidiomycota; Tremellomycetes; Tremellales; Cryptococcaceae. The coding region runs from base 1 to 507 and encodes 168 amino acids.
AUGGACUCAAGACGUUCGACGCUGCUCACAGGAGCUGAUACCCCUCUCACAUCAUCCUCAUCUCAAGGCCUCAAAGGGGACCUAGCCUCUAUAGAUAAUAUUGCAAGGUAUGCUUGGGCCGAGGCCAAAAGAAAGGGGUCAUCCUGGUUGGCGUCCUAUACCGACACUCGACAGACCUACGUAUUGAGCGAGAACAAAGUAUUCAAAGUCCAAGGUACCGAUAAGGAUGCUGAUGAUACAUACCAAUUUACAUCCAUUUGGAGACCUCUCACAAAGGGUGAUGAAGUCAAAGAUACAGAUUUCAAGUUCAAAUGCGACAGAGCUCAACUGUCAGGAUUUGAACCCCUAGGACCCUUCCCUCAGCGAUACUUUGCUGAAGGACAUUAUGGUGGUGAGCCUAUUACCGUCCAAGGUCAAUUUGAUAGGUUUGAUGAAGCGGAUGUACAGUUUGUGGGAUAUAAUGUUGUACAGGGGACGGAAGAUCUGCCAACGCCCUCUCGAGCUUAG